Echinococcus granulosus is the source of this 813-nucleotide messenger RNA. RefSeq lists its product as hypothetical. NCBI's taxonomy places the organism in Eukaryota, Metazoa, Platyhelminthes, Cestoda, Cyclophyllidea, Taeniidae. Bases 1 to 813 code for a protein of 270 amino acids. The record is from RefSeq and is a predicted model, not a curated record. The transcript is spliced from 4 exons.
AUGGCGUUCCUGAUUGCGCAACUUAUCUUAAAAAGCAACUGCUGGCCUCCUGACUUUCGUCUGAUUGGUGUUAGUUUGCACCUUUUAAACUGCCCUUCGAAUUUAGAAAUGGCUGUCAUGAAGAUAUGCGAUUCGAUAACCGCCGUCCGGCAGCAGCGUUUUUCAGUAGGCUCCCGAAGCGCCGAAGAAGCAAGUAGACGUCUUCGCGAAAACUCGGUAGUUCGGGGUCAAAAUGACACAUUCUCUGCUGCAACCUCGUCAAGUACCUCCGCUACUUUUGCUGCUGCAGUCGCCCCCUCCUAUGACAUUGGUAAACAGUUGAUGGACUGCGUCUAUUCCAUGGUUUUCUUCCUGAUCUAUCGUGGGCAGUGGAGUCUCCUUACAAUCCUCAUGUCUCCUUCCCUCAUCAAGAUCUUCAUUCACUCAAUCACCCUAGGCUUUACCUACGCCUGCUAUGCAUUCGAAUAUUACGCUCGACAGACGUCAAAUGUCACAGCAGAACUUCUCCUCACACAAGUAAUUUCCUUCUGGCCGGUUUUCGUCGGCUAUGGUCUGCCCCUUGGUGCUCUGGACGCACUUUCUUCUGUCUCCUUAUGGAGUGAAUUGUUAUUUGCAUUCCUAUAUCCCGUUUUGAUAGUGGGAGCCUUUCAAGUAUCAUGGUCCAGAGCUCUUGAUCCAAAGCAGCAUCGUGUGUCACUGCGUCUUCGUUCCCUUGUCGCUCUCUCUAUGAAACCGGCUCUUUACGGCACCAACGUUCUCAUCUCCGUCUUCGCAUCUCACCUCAGCUAUCGAUUUACAUUACCCCAUCGUUGA